This is a messenger RNA of Didymella exigua CBS 183.55, 3488 nucleotides long. Its product is annotated as 2-oxoglutarate dehydrogenase E1 component mitochondrial precursor. Gene Ontology annotation, biological process: tricarboxylic acid cycle. The record is from RefSeq and is a predicted model, not a curated record. Bases 126 to 3269 code for a protein of 1047 amino acids. Gene Ontology annotation, cellular component: oxoglutarate dehydrogenase complex; mitochondrion. The transcript is spliced from 3 exons. Gene Ontology annotation, molecular function: thiamine pyrophosphate binding; oxoglutarate dehydrogenase (succinyl-transferring) activity. Lineage: Eukaryota; Fungi; Ascomycota; Dothideomycetes; Pleosporales; Didymellaceae.
GCUCCGCUUGCUCCUUCCUCGUCUUCCGCUUCAGCAGCUGCUCAGAAGUUUCCCUUCCGCCACUCUGUCGUCCAUUUGGAUGUCACCCAUCUAAUCCGCCCCAUCUUCUCUUCCGCUUCUUCAUCAUGUUGCGCACAACGUUGCGACAAUGCUCCCGGCAGCUGCAGAGCUGUUCGGCAAAAGCAAGGCUCUCGACGGUCGCCGCCUCGCCAGCCAGGACGAAUGUCAUCACGACCUGCCGUCGCCCGUUGGCGAAAGCUCAGCGUCGCCACUAUGCCCUCGCCGCAGAGGAGACUGACAAGGGCGUUGACCCCAACGACAGCUUCUUGAGCGGCAACACUGCCAACUAUGUUGACGAAAUGUACAUGCAAUGGAGGCGCGACCCGUCGAGUGUUCACAUCUCGUGGCAGGUCUACUUCCGCAACAUGGAGUCCGGCGACAUGCCCACUUCGCAAGCCUUCCAGCCGCCACCCACAAUCGUUCCCUCGACCAGCUCCGGAAUCUCUGAUAUCAGGCCUGGUCUUGGUAUGGGUCCUGGCGAGGGCUCAGAUGUCAUGAACCACUUGAAGGUACAAUUGCUGGUGCGCGCGUACCAGUCUCGUGGUCACCACAAGGCGAAGAUUGACCCCCUCGGCAUCCGUACAGAAGCCGAGCAAUUCGGCUACAGCAAGCCCCGUGAGCUGGAGCUGUCCCAUUACAAUUUUUCCGAGAAGGAUUUGGACCAGGAGAUCGAGCUCGGCCCCGGUAUCCUGCCUCGCUUCAAGAGCGAGAGCCGCAGCAGGAUGACCCUGCGCGACAUUAUCGACGCUUGUGAGCGCCUCUACUGCGGAUCCUAUGGCAUUGAGUACAUCCACAUCCCCGACAGGGAGCAGUGCGACUGGCUGCGUGAGCGCAUCGAGGUUCCUCAGCCCUUCAAGUACUCCGUUGACGAGAAGCGUCGCAUCCUGGACCGUCUGAUCUGGGGUACCAACUUCGAGGCUUUCUUGGCGACAAAGUACCCCAACGACAAGCGUUUCGGUCUCGAGGGUGGUGAGAGCUUGAUUCCCGGUAUGAAGGCGCUCAUCGACCGCAGUGUCGACUACGGUGUCAAGGAUAUUGUAAUCGGUAUGCCCCAUCGUGGACGUCUUAAUGUCCUGUCCAACGUUGUCAGGAAGCCCAACGAGUCCAUCUUCAGCGAGUUCGCCGGUAGCGCGGAGCCCUCUGAUGAAGGUUCUGGUGAUGUGAAGUACCACUUGGGAAUGAACUUUGAGCGUCCUACACCCUCUGGCAAGCGCGUUCAGCUGUCCCUGGUCGCCAACCCAUCUCACUUGGAAGCCGAGGACCCUGUCGUGCUCGGCAAGACUCGCGCCAUUCUGCACUACAAUAACGACGAGAAGGAGGCCCGUACCGCCAUGGGUGUCCUGCUCCACGGAGAUGCUGCCUUUGCCGGUCAGGGUAUCGUUUACGAGACCAUGGGUUUCCAUGCUCUUCCCAGCUACCACACCGGAGGUACCAUUCAUAUUGUCGUCAACAACCAGAUUGGUUUCACCACCGACCCUCGAUUCUCUCGUUCCACUCCUUAUUGCUCUGACAUCGCCAAGGCUAUUGAUGCGCCCGUCUUCCACGUCAACGGUGACGAUGUCGAGGCCAUGAACUUCGUCUGUCAGCUUGCUGCUGACUUCCGUGCUGAGUUCAAGAAGGAUGUCGUCAUUGACAUGGUCUGCUACCGUAAGCAGGGUCACAACGAGACUGACCAGCCUUUCUUCACUCAGCCUCUAAUGUACAAGAAGAUCUCAGAGCAGAAGCCCACCCUUGACCUCUAUAUCAACCAGCUCUUGGAGGAGAAGACUUUCACCAAGGAGGACAUUGAGGAGCACAAGGCUUGGGUCUGGGGUAUGCUUGAUGAGAGCUUUAACCGCAGUAAGGACUACCAGCCUACUGCUAAGGAGUGGCUGACUUCCGCCUGGAACGGCUUCAAGUCGCCUAAGGAGCUCGCUACUGAGGUCCUGCCGCAUCUGCCUACUGCCGUUGAGGAGUCCACUUUAAAGCACAUCGCUCAGAAGAUCGGAAAUCCACCUGCGAGCUUCAACGUCCACAAGAACCUUAAGCGUAUUUUGGCUGGCCGCACCAAGACCGUCGAGGAUGGCAAGAACAUCGACAUGGCCACCGCCGAAGCCUUGGCCUUCGGAUCUCUGUGUAUGGAAGGGCACCACGUCCGUGUAUCUGGUCAGGAUGUAGAGCGUGGUACCUUUUCACAGCGCCACGCUGUCCUCCACGACCAGGAGAACGAGAAGACAUACACGCCUCUCCAGGACCUCAGCGAUGACCAGGAGACCUUCACUGUCUGCAACUCCUCGCUCAGCGAGUAUGGAGUUCUCGGAUUUGAGUACGGUUACUCUCUGUCCUCUCCCAAUGCUCUCGUCAUGUGGGAGGCCCAAUUCGGUGAUUUCGCCAACACCGCUCAGGUCAUUAUUGACCAGUUCGUUGCCUCUGCCGAAGUCAAGUGGCUCCAGCGAUCCGGUCUCGUCAUGAGCUUACCGCACGGUUAUGACGGUCAGGGUCCCGAGCACUCUUCUGGUCGUAUGGAGCGUUACCUCCAGCUUGUCAACGAGGACCCCCGUAUCUUCCCUGCCCCGGAGAAGCUCGAGCGUCAGCACCAAGACUGCAACAUCCAGAUCGCUUACUGCACAAAGCCCUCCAACUACUUCCACUUACUCCGUCGCCAGAUGAAUCGCCAGUUCCGCAAGCCUCUCAUCCUUUUCUUCUCGAAGUCGCUGCUCCGUCACCCCAUGGCUCGUUCGAACAUUGAGGAGUUCACCGGCGAGUCACACUUUGAGUGGAUCAUCAAGGACCCUGCGCAUGAGUCUGGUGAGAUUGGCACGAACGAGGAGAUCAAGCGUGUCGUUCUUUGCACAGGUCAGGUCUACACUGCUCUAGUCAACGAGCGCAAGGCUCGUGACUUGAAGGAUGUCGCCAUCACCCGCAUUGAACAGCUGAACCCCUUCCCAUGGGAGCAAUUGAAGGAGAACCUCGACUCUUAUCCCAACGCUGAAAACAUCAUCUGGGCUCAGGAGGAGCCUCUCAACGCUGGUGCUUGGAGCUUCACACAGCCCAGGAUUGAGACAUUGUUGAACCAGACAGAGCAUCACAACAGGCGUCACGUCAUGUACGCUGGACGCAACCCCAGUGCUUCCGUCGCUACUGGUCUGAAGGCUUCCCACAAGAAGGAGGAGAAGGACCUGUUGGAGAUGGCAUUUACUGUCAAGCAGGAUAAGCUCAAGGGCGAGUAGAGGAAGACGUGCUAAGAUUUCCCAUGUUUCCAGUAGUCUGUCCGAAUUUGCUUGCAUUGUUUUAUCCCCCAUUUCUGCGUCGCUCGCCUUUCAGAGCGUCAUGAAGCUUGUUAAAGGGUUGGAUAGGGAGUCUUUCUGUACAUUUGCAUGGUUAUCAGUGUAUGUGUAGGAAUGUAGAAAACCCGGAUUUUAAUGUUCAACAACGCGUACUGCUGCAUU